UAAUGCCAGCGUAGUAACCUAUUUGUUCUUUUUUUCCCUCCCCAGAAAAUGAUAAAGGACAAUACAUUUCACCAUUCCAUGACAUUCCAAUAUAUGCAGAUGAUGGCAAGAACUUGUUCAACAUGGUUGUGGAAGUACCUCGAUGGACAAAUGCAAAGAUGGAGAUUGCAACAAAGGAUCCUUUAAACCCAAUUAAACAAGAUGUGAAGAAAGGGAAGCUGCGUUAUGUUGCUAACGUAUUUCCCUACAAGGGAUAUAUCUGGAACUAUGGUGCAGUCCCGCAGACUUGGGAAGAUCCAGGUCAUAAAGAUGAAAAUACUGGCUGUUGUGGAGAUAAUGAUCCAAUUGAUGUGUGUGAAAUUGGAAGUAAGGUAUGCUCAAGAGGAGAAGUAAUCAGUGUGAAAGUCCUGGGUACACUUGCACUGAUUGAUGAAGGGGAGACAGACUGGAAAAUAAUUGUGAUCAAUGUUGAAGAUCCUGAAGCAGCCAAGUAUAAUAAUAUUGAUGAUGUCAGAAGGAUGAAACCUGGAUACCUAGAAGCUACUAUAGACUGGUUUAGAAGGUACAAGGUACCUGAUGGAAAGCCAGAAAACCAGUUUGCAUUCAAUGAAGAAUUUAAAGACAAGGAUUUUGCAAUUAAGGUUAUCAAAAGCACUCAUGAAUACUGGAAAGCUCUAGUAACUAAAAAAACAGAUGGAGGAGAAAUCAACUGUACAAAUGCAACGGUGUCAGACAGUCCUUUCUGUUGUACCCAAGAAUGUGCAAAAGCUACUGUAGAAGCGGUACCACCUUGUGGAGUUGCCAACCCAAUACCACCUGAAGUGGACAAAUGGUUCUAUUACCAGAGAAACUAAGACCUAAAGAUGAAUCUUAAAAUGACUGCACUCUUCCAUCAGAAAUCAUGCCUGCAAAAAUAGAUGAGCAGUAGUUUCAUGUUUCAUGGUGGGGGGAAGGUCUUGCAUAUGUAACUUAUUCUAAUUGCAUAUCUGUCAAUGAUGUGGCUUGUUCAUGAUGUACCAAGGUCAUAUAGUGACUAAAAGCAAUUAUUUGUCUGAAAGUGGGGGGGGAACCUAACUAGGCAGAGUCUUAAUAGCCUUGUACAUCAAACAGCAGCUGUUUCUGUGCACAGAUGUGCCCAAAUGGGUGUAGAAAUACUUGAUGUAUGUUUACUCUGUUAGUAAAGAAUAAAAUAAUGUUGCUCAGAAAUA
Molecule: messenger RNA, 1208 nt
Organism: Alligator sinensis (Chinese alligator)
Lineage: Eukaryota; Metazoa; Chordata; Crocodylia; Alligatoridae
Gene: PPA1
Product: pyrophosphatase (inorganic) 1
Exons: 11
Coding region: 123-854 (243 amino acids)
Biological process (GO): phosphate-containing compound metabolic process
Cellular component (GO): cytoplasm; extracellular exosome
Molecular function (GO): inorganic diphosphate phosphatase activity; magnesium ion binding
Source: RefSeq, a predicted model, not a curated record